This is a messenger RNA of Enterobius vermicularis (human pinworm), 216 nucleotides long. The record is from the annotation of a GenBank genome assembly. NCBI's taxonomy places the organism in Eukaryota, Metazoa, Nematoda, Chromadorea, Rhabditida, Oxyuridae.
AUGAGACUUAUGCAUAUGAUCACGGUUCUCGUUGAAUUCGUGACUGCUACAUUUAUAGUUGUUUCGGUGCGUCUGAUGGGGACAUUUAUUGUCAUUGUUGUCGUUGUUGUUAUCGUUGUUGUCAUCAUGACUGUGAUCAGAGUAGUCAGAUGUACGUUGAUGAUGUUGAUGAUCUGUGGCUUCGCUGGAACUUUGGUGAUUACUGAUGUUGUCUAG